GGCCAUCCCUUCCGUUCAUCUGCUUCACCGCAUUCAUUUUUCGAUCUGGCAAUGCAUCGAGUAGCUUCCAAACUAGCGUCGUCCAUCGGCUCCUCCUCUUCCAAAAAACUUGUAUGUAAUCGGAUAAUAUCCAACAGAAAUUAUGUGGCAAAAGAUAUCAACUUUGGAAUUGGGGCACGCGCUGCUAUGCUUCAAGGGGUUUCUGAGGUUGCAGCGGCUGUAAAAGUAACAAUGGGACCUAGGGGCCGCAAUGUAAUCAUUGAGAAAAGUCAUGGAAAACUCAAGAUUACAAAGGAUGGAGUGACCGUUGCCAAAAGUGUCAAAUUUGAAGACAAGGCCAAAAAUCUUGGUGCUGAUCUCGUGAAGCAGGUGGCUAAGGCUACCAAUACUGCUGCUGGCGAUGGUACCACUUGUGCAACUGUUCUUACACAGGCUAUACUUACAGAAGGUUGCAAAGCAAUUGCUGCUGGUGUAAAUGUCAUGGAUUUGCGAAAUGGUAUAAAUAAGGCAGUUGAUGCUGCUGUUGGAACUAUAUCUGCUAAUGGAGAGUGUGAUAUUGGGGAGCUUAUUGCAAGAGCAAUGGAGAAAGUUGGAAAGGAGGGAGUCAUUACUGUUGCUGAUGGGAACACUUUGCAUAAUGAGUUGGAAGUGGUAGAAGGAAUGAAGCUGACCAGAGGCUAUAUAUCUCCUUAUUUUAUUACUGAUCAUAAGACCCAGAAAUGUGAAUUGGAGCAUCCCCUUAUACUAAUCCAUGAGAAGAAAAUAUCAGAUAUGAGCUCACUGGUGAAAAUAUUGGAGCUAGCAAUGGAGAAGCAUAGGCCACUCCUUGUUGUUGCGGAGGAUGUUGAGAGUGAGGCUCUGGCUAUGCUUAUACUCAACAAGCAUCGUGCUGGGCUUAAGGUUUGUGCUGUAAAAGCUCCUGGUUUUGGAGAAAAUAGAAAAGCUGGUUUAGAUGAUCUAGCCAUUCUUACGGGAGGAGAGGUCAUUACAGAAGAACGAGGUUUGACUCUAGAUAAAGUCCAGCUAGAAAUGCUUGGUUCUGCCAGAAAGGUUACUGUUUCUCUUGAUGAUACCAUUAUUCUACAUGGCGGUGGGGAUAAGAAGCUCAUUGAAGAUAGAUGUGAGCAGCUCAGGGCAGCAAUUGAAAAGAGCACUGCCACAUUUGAUAAAGAGAAAGCACAGGAACGACUAUCAAAGCUUUCUGGUGGUGUAGCUGUUUUCAAGGUUGGAGGGGCUAGUGAAACAGAAGUUGGGGAAAGGAAGGAUAGGGUAACUGAUGCUAUAAAUGCUACAAGAGCAGCCGUGGAGGAGGGAAUUGUGCCAGGCGGUGGAGUUGCUCUCUUAUAUGCUAGUAAAAUAUUGGGCAACCUUCAAACCCGAAAUGAGGAUGAGAAGAGAGGAGUGGAGAUAAUUCAGAAUGCACUUAAGGCACCUGCAUUCGCAAUAGCUUCUAAUGCUGGUUUUGAUGGUGCUUUAGUUACUGGGAAAUUGUUGGAACAAGACGAUGAUAAAUUUGGUUUUGACGCCGCUAAAGGUGUUUAUGUUGACAUGGUGAAGUCCGGAAUUAUAGAUCCUCUUAAAGUUGUCAGAACAGCAUUGGUUGAUGCUGCCAGGUGA
Messenger RNA from Neltuma alba, 1617 nucleotides. Its product is annotated as chaperonin CPN60-like 2, mitochondrial. The transcript has 16 exons. NCBI's taxonomy places the organism in Eukaryota, Viridiplantae, Streptophyta, Magnoliopsida, Fabales, Fabaceae. Gene Ontology annotation, molecular function: ATP binding; ATP-dependent protein folding chaperone. Gene Ontology annotation, biological process: protein refolding. The record is from RefSeq and is a predicted model, not a curated record. The coding region runs from base 52 to 1617 and encodes 521 amino acids.